This is a messenger RNA of Benincasa hispida (wax gourd), 522 nucleotides long. RefSeq lists its product as uncharacterized. The record is from RefSeq and is a predicted model, not a curated record. NCBI's taxonomy places the organism in Eukaryota, Viridiplantae, Streptophyta, Magnoliopsida, Cucurbitales, Cucurbitaceae.
AUGACAGGGCAGACUGCCCAGACCGAGGCUCAGGAGGAACCAGUGCCACCCGAGCAGUUACAGCAGACCCGACUGCAAAACAGAGAUAUGCAGGGCCUACCUCUUGAGGCUAAGCAUCUAAGGGAUUUCAGAAAGUUUGACCCCUGCUCUUUUGAUGGGUCGUUGGGGGACCCCACUAAAUCAAAGAUGUGGUUGUCAUCUAUCGAGACGAUUUUCUGUUUUAUGAGGUGCCCAGAGGAGCAUAAGCUUCAAUGCACAGUUUUCAUAUUGACUGGUAAUGCAGAAAUCUGGUGGCAUUCAGCAGAGAAAAUGAUUGAUACUGGUGGUGAACUUGUAACCUGGGAGCAGUUCAAGGAGCGCUUUUAUGAGAAGUACUUUUCGGCCAACACCCGAUACAACAAGCAGGCAGAAUUCUUGAACUUGAGGCAGAGAGUUAUGUCAGUGGAAGAGUAUGAGCAAGAAUUUGAUAAGCUAUCCCACUUUGCUCCUGAACUAGUAGCCACCGAGGCAGCGACGACAUAG